Messenger RNA from Acanthoscelides obtectus, 298 nucleotides. The record is from the annotation of a GenBank genome assembly. NCBI's taxonomy places the organism in Eukaryota, Metazoa, Arthropoda, Insecta, Coleoptera, Chrysomelidae.
GUAAAAACUCAGAUAUCAGGGCUGCUACGUCUGUACUGACCUCUGGUCCUUUAGCAGAUGCUUGAUUACCCAGGAAUUGUAGUAUAUUUUGUACACCCUGAUCCUGGGAUGAGCCAGGCUCCGGGACUUGCGUUGGAUGCUUUGAUAAGGGCGCAUCUGAAUCCGAGUCCGUCCCUGUACUCUCCAACGACUCACCUAAAAAACAUUUUCACUUGAACUAUCUAAAAGUUGCAGCAAUUUCUGUAAUUUUUUUCUGUGUUUACGCGUCACUUUCUUUGUUACGCGACCCAUCUUUCUC